AUGACGCUGCUGGUCAUGGCCUUGCUCUCCUUUGCCACAGCGAAGUUUGAGGAGGAAACGACUGCCAUGUUGCAGCUCGCGAGUCCUACACAGCUCUUGUGCAGUUGUGAACAAUGUCCCAGCGUGGCAGAAGCCAAGAGCAUCAUGAUCAACAGUUGUAAGAAUGAGCCGCAGCAAUUGGUUUGCACUCAUGGUGUGGAGGCUGCCUUUGCAGGUAGUGCCUUGGAUAAGACCUUUGACGUGAAGACGUGUCAAGUCCUAGAAGUGGUCUUUCGCCACCUGGGCCUCCUGUCCAUCCCUUUCUAUCCGCGGAGACGCGGCAACAUCGGCAACAGUGACCAGAGCGGAGACGGUGAGCGGUCCGAGCCGUCCAAGCCGUCCGAGGUGUCCGAGCCGUGCCCAUGCGGUGUCACCAUCAACGGGGACAACAACAGCAUUCGCAUCGACAACAGCAACACUGGCAACACCGUGGGUGGCAAUAUGGGACCAAGUGACAGUGGCAAUACGUAUAACGUUGGCAGUGGCAACCUGAUCCCUUCCUCCAAUGAGCUGGUCAUCAUCCCUGUUGGUAGCGGCAACGUCGUGAUUACUCCCGUCGGCAGCGGAAACAUCGUGAUUACCCCCAUUGGCAGCGGCAACUUCGUCAGUGUUCCUUCCGGAAGUGCCACCGUCGACAUUGUUCCCACUGGAAGUGGCAACAGAACCACCGUCGUGGGGAAGAAGUUUUUCGUCCCCAUUGGCGCUGACAUCAUCCUCAACAACACUUCGAUUGAGAGUACGACUGAGGCCCCUAGUACUGCGGCCCCUGGUCCAUGA
Molecule: messenger RNA, 816 nt
Organism: Symbiodinium natans
Lineage: Eukaryota; Dinophyceae; Suessiales; Symbiodiniaceae
Source: the annotation of a GenBank genome assembly